GCUCAGUCUGUGACGUCAGCGCGGUCUGCCGCUACCAGCGGCUCAUUAAAGAUGGCAGCGGCGGCGGAGAGCAGGUUGAAGCAGCGGAAUCACAAAAACAGCGUCUUCACGGACGGUGACCACAGGUUUAAACCUGACUCUUCCCUGAUGAUGCGUGAAGAGGAGGAGGAGGAGGAGGAGGACGACGACGACUAUGGCGACGAUCUGCUGGAGGAGGAGGAGGAGACAGAUGAGGAGGUGGGCGUGGCCAGGCCUGUGCAGAUUGUAGUGGCAAACGAGGAGGAGCAUUCUUUCACGCUGCAGGAGGAGGCGCUAGAGAGGCUGCUGCUGCAGGAGGAGGUACGGGACCUCCACGUUGUCGUCGUCUCCGUGGCUGGAGCUUUUCGCAAGGGCAAGUCCUUCCUGCUGGACUUCAUGCUGCGCUACAUGUACAAACAGUCCAGUUCAUGGGUCGGUGACGAGGACGAGCCUUUGACAGGCUUCACCUGGCGCGGCGGCUGUGAGAGAGAGACCACGGGAAUCCUGGCCUGGAGCGAGGUGUUCGUGGUGGACAAACCAGACGGCAGCAAGGUUGCAGUUCUACUAGUUGACACACAGGGGGCGUUUGACAGUCAGUCUACCAUCAAAGACUGUGCCACACUGUUUGCACUGAGCACCAUGACCAGUUCUGUCCAGGUUUAUAAUCUGUCUCAGAACGUCCAGGAAGACGACCUUCAGCACCUGCAGCUAUUCACAGAGUACGGACGACUGGCCAUGGAGGAAGUCUACGAGAAACCUUUCCAGAGUCUGAUGUUCUUGAUCCGAGACUGGAGUUACCCUUACGAACAUUCAUACGGUCUGGACGGUGGGCGGAGCUUCUUGGAGAAACGUCUGCAGGUGAAGCAGAACCAACACGAGGAGCUGCAGAACGUCAGGAAACACAUCCACUCCUGUUUCUCCAACAUCGGCUGCUUCCUGCUGCCUCAUCCCGGCCUCAAGGUGGCGACCAACCCGCAGUUUGACGGUCGGCUCAGAGACAUCGACCAGGACUUUAAACGUGAGCUGGUGAAUCUUGUCCCGACGCUGCUGUCUCCAGAAAACCUGGUGGUAAAAGAGAUCGGAGGAGAGAAGAUCACGUGCAGGGACCUGCUGCAAUACUUCAGAGCUUACAUGAAGAUCUACCAGGGGGAGGAGCUUCCUCAUCCAAAGUCAAUGUUGCAGGCAACAGCUGAAGCCAAUAACCUUGCAGCUGUAGCCGGAGCCAAAGACGUGUACAACAAAAGUAUGGAGCAGAUCUGCGGCGGAGACAAACCCUACAUCUCGCCGGCGGAGCUGGAGCGCCGUCACGCGGAGGUGCGGCAGGCAUCGGUGCGACACUUCCGUGCCGUGAAGAAGAUGGGCGGCGAGGACUUCUGCCGGCGCUACCAGGAGCAGCUUGAGGCGGAGCUAGACGAGGCCUACGUCAACUUUGGCAAGCACAACGACGGCAAGAACAUCUUCUACGCGGCGCGGACGCCCGCCACGCUGUUCGCCGUCAUGUUCGUCAUGUACGUGGCGUCGCUGGUCACCGGCUUCGUGGGCAUCAACUCUGUGGCGACGCUGUGUAACCUGGUGAUGGGCGUGGCUUUGACGGCGCUCUGUGUCUGGGCUUAUGUCAAAUACUCUGGAGAGUUCCGUGAGGUGGGAGGAGUCAUCGACCAGGUGGCUGAAAUACUCUGGGAACAGAGGACGCCACGAAAGCUUCUCUCCAAACUCUUCGACGUCGCCCGGAGUCGAGUUCCGUUGGGGAAUCUGAUCCCAGCGCCGCGGCCUCGCCUCGCCUCCAACAACAACGUCAAGAAGAAAAACUAGCGGCGGCACCGUCGUCCUGAUCAUGUGACACUUUCUCUCCCCUCCCCCUCCUCUCCCUCUGUCCUUUCUCGCUCUCCGCUCUGAGGCGUGUGCAUCAGUUUUUGUUUAGAUGAAGGGUCCUCGUUGCGUUUGAUGUAUUUUAUUGUGUAGUGGGCGGGGUUUAAGUAUUUAUUGGUGGGCGGGGCCAUUGUCGACAUCAACCAUUCCCAAUGUAUGUGAAUGAAGAGCGUGACCACACCCACUUCUUCCUCGAGGACGAGUCGCGAAGUUCCUCUCUCUGACGCAGAAGUACUCUAACCUUUUGUCGCAAGAGUCCGACGUAACGACAGUUUCCGCCGUGAAAAUCGAAUUAAAAUGAGAUGAAGUAAAAGAAUUAUCGUAAAAACAAACGCUCCGUCAGUUUGGCCAUUCAACCAAUGACCAAAGUACGAUCACGUGACGCGUUUCCAGCUGUGUCGGUGUGGAGGCGGAGUCUUAUGGUUUUGUCAAAUCUCAGUAAAUCUUUGUUCUUGCAAAAGUUCGUAGAAAAACUUGAUUUGAUUUUUGAGUCAAAGGAAGUGAAAAACGUAAGUUUCCGUCUGACUGAACCACCGUAACGAACUUUACUGACUGACCAAAAGAAUCUUUUUUUUCUUUUUUUUUUCUCCAUCGUAAUACUUUAUUUUACGAUUUAUUAGCUUUGAACAAAAAUCCUGAUUUUUCCAGUAUUUAGCUGUUGUUUUUCCGAUAAACCGCACUUUGUUUACGAGUGACGAUGACAUCACUGAUCCAGUCGUCUGAUCUCCCAAAGUAAACGAUAGUAAAUAUGUAAAUGAACCAAAAUGACGUCUCUCUUAAAUUAUCUUCAGAAUAUUUUUGUUGUAUUUGGCUCCGGCGUUUUCAACCUUUUAAUCUGCUUGUAACUGUGAGUGCCCCCUUCUGCUGAGAACCAGCCAGAGAGGCAGAGACUCACUCUCAGUAAAAACAUGACUGAUUUUAACCACUCGACAAAAAACUCGGCCAAAAUAAUCUACGUCCCUGUCCCACACCAAACCUCAUAGAGAAAGUCAGUGAUUUUAGCUCGCGGGGAGCUGCUGGUCUACUGCUGCCUCGUGUG
Messenger RNA from Solea senegalensis (Senegalese sole), 2926 nucleotides. RefSeq names its product atlastin-2-like. The transcript has 14 exons. Bases 52 to 1830 code for a protein of 592 amino acids. Lineage: Eukaryota; Metazoa; Chordata; Actinopteri; Pleuronectiformes; Soleidae. Gene Ontology annotation, biological process: endoplasmic reticulum organization; protein homooligomerization. Gene Ontology annotation, molecular function: GTPase activity; GTP binding. The record is from RefSeq and is a predicted model, not a curated record.